UUUAAAAAAGGAGAGCCAAUAUACACACUAACAUACAUACCCACGGCUACUAUAUGAAACAAUGUUCCAAACGAAAAUGAUUUUGAAGUACAUUUACAAACAAAGACUUCUAACUUAUGGAAAUAAUCUCUUGAAUUCAAGAUUCAAUACUUUUUCUUGUUCAAUUUCCACUAAGUCAUCUAAGUUUCACAAAUCCAAGAAAACUGAAAACACCAAUUCAAAAAACAAGAAUGAACCCCAGAAUUUCACUUCACUCUUUAAUGAGAUUAGAGAUAUUUUAGGUACAGAUAAUGUAAUGGUAAAUGAAAACCCAUAUGAAUCUACAAAUUUAAAGGAAACCCAAGUUGUGGAUUCAUUAAAUUGCACGCUAAGUGUUCGAGAAAAUGCCAAGCAGAGUAAAGACUUGGAGAUUUCAUCAAACAACAACAGCAGCAUAGCCAGUGUAAUCCAACAAGUGGGGUUUGAGAAAGGUAGAGUGUACGCAGACGUUACCCUUACCUUGGGAGGCAGAGAGACUGUUUCCGAUAAUGUUCAUGAAAACGCCAAGCAGAGUAAAGGGCUGUUGGAUUCGCCAUAUAGCGACAACAACAACAUACCGAGUGUAAUCCCACAAGUGGAGUCUGUGGAAGGUAGAGUGUACACAGACCUUACCCCUGUCUUGGGAGGCAGAGAGACUGUUUCCGAUAAUGUUCAUGCAAAUGCUAAGAAGAGUACAGAGUUGGAAAUGCGAAAUUUACAUGAAAAUACUCAGAUGGAAGCUUUGAUGAAAAGUGAUGUUAGUCCUAUUGUUCAUAAGAUUACAGGGAUAUUGAGGAGUGAAUGUGAUGUGAUUUCCAUGGAAGAAAAGUUGGAAAGUGUGGGUUUUGAGUAUAACGAGGAGGUCGUCGAGAAGGUUUUAAAGAGAUGUUUCAAAGUUCCUCAUUUAGCUUUGAGGUUCUUCAAUUGGGUGAAAUCAAGAAAAGGGUUUAGUCAUACUACAUCGACUUAUAACACGAUGAUUUACAUGGCUGCGGAAGCUAAGGAGUUUCGGUUGGUUGACGAAUUGGUGGAAGAAAUGGAGACGAGUUCUUGCCAGAAGAAUCUUAAGACGUGGAGCAUUUUGUUGUCGCAUUAUGGGAAAGCGAAGUUGAUUGGCAAAGCGUUGUCGAUGUUUGAACAGUUGAAGAAACUCGGUUAUGAGCCUGAUUUAAGGGCUUAUAAGAUUAUGCUGAGUUCGCUUUGUAAUGCUGGAAAAGCGGACAUUGCUUUGGAGUACUUCAACGAGAUGAUCCACAAAGGCUUUAUAUUGGAUGCAGCUAUGGUUGGACAGUUGCUCAAAUGCUUGGCUAACUCUGGAAAUAUUGCUGGGGUCCACAAAGUUGGCGACGACAUGAUAAGUUUUUCUAGUAUUCCAGAAAACCACGUGUAUGGCCUUAUGCUGAAGAGUUUCUGCAUUGCGGGGAGAAUUACAGAAGCUUUGGAAUUGAUUCGUGAUUUAAAGAAUAAAAAUAUGAACCUCGACUCUGAAAUUUUUACGACAUUGGUGAAAGGACUGUGUCGGGCCGAGAGGAUCGAUGAUGCAUUGGAGAUUGUUGAAAUUGUGAAGAAAAGAAAUGGGGCUGUUGAGAAUCUUUAUGCAGUCCUUAUAAGUGCAUAUUUGAGGAGAAACGAAAUUUCAAACGCGCUUAAUCUAUUCCAAAGCAUGAAAGGUUCAGGAAAUUUGCCCAACGUCUCGACUUAUACUAAUCUGAUGCAGCACCUUUUCAGGGUUAAUGAGUUUCAGCAAGCAUUGAAUCUCUAUACUGAGAUGACAGAGAUGGGAGUCGAAUUGGAUACAGUUGCAGCAACUGCUGUAAUUGCGGGUUAUAUCAGCCAAAACCGCAUUUCUGAGGCGUGGGAAGUGUUCGAGAAUAUGAAGGAUAAAGGAAUUGUCUUUAGUCGGAAAUCAUACACCAUAUUUAUCAACGAACUUUCCAAAGUGUCAAGAACGAACGAUAUUUUCAAGGUUCUAAAUGAAAUGAAGGCCUCUAAGAUGGUUAUUGGAAACGAUAUCUUCCAGGAUGUUAUUUCGUACCUGGAGAGAAAAGGAGAUACGAAGAACAUCAACAGGAUCAAGCUUCUGCAGGGGGGUCAUAAAGUUUACAAUCAAGAAAACGAAACCCUUGAAGCGAGCAGUCAACAAGAACGAAUUUUGGAGUUUAAUUCAGAAAACCUAGAACAAGUGUCCUCAGCUUCAAAAUUCUCUAUUGAAAGUGAUGUACAUGAGAUUUGCCAAAUUUUUUUAUCGUUAACUGAUUGGUGCUUAAUACAAGAAAAAUUGGAGAAAUGCGACAUACGGUUCACCCCAGAAAUUGUUGUGGAAGUUUUGCGUAACUUCAGGCUGCAAGGUCGUAUGGCAUUGCAAUUUUUCUCUUGGGUUGAGAAGCAAACUAACUAUCGACAUACAACGGAAUCCUACAAUAUGGCUAUUAAAAUAGCAGGACAGGGUAAGGACUUCACUCAGAUGAGAAAUCUUUUUUCUGAUAUGAGGAGAAACGGUUGCUUAGUAACAGCUCAUACCUGGACAAUCAUGAUAAUGCAGUAUGGCAAAACAGGACUAACAGAUAUCGCUGUUCGUACUUUUAAAGAAAUGAAAGAUCGCGGUUGUAAACCCACAGAAAGUACGUACAAAGCUUUGAUCACAUCUCUUUGUCAGAAAAAAGGUAGGAGAAUUGAUGAAUCAGUAAAAAUAUUCCAGGAGAUGAUUCAAGCUGGAUACAGUCCCGAUAAAGAACUAAUAGAAGCUUAUCUUGGUUGUUUAUGUGAACUUGGUAAAUUAAGGGAUGCCAGAAGCUGUGCUGAAUCUUUACAAAAACUCGGUUUCAGUACCCCUUUAACUUAUUCGUUGUACAUUAGACCACUUUGUCGAGCAGGGAGGCUCGAAGAGGCUUUAGCACUGAUUAACGAAGUUGAUGACGAGCAAAAUAUCUUGAAUCAGUAUGUAUAUGGAAGUUUAGUUCACGCACUACUACAAAAAGGGCAGUUAGAAGAGGCAUUGGCAAGAAUCGAAUCUAUGAAGCAGGUCGGGGUUCAUCCAACACCUCAUGUAUAUACUUCCUUGAUGGGCUACUUUUUCAGGGCGAAACAGGUUGGAAAGGCUCUUGAAAUUUUCGUGGAAAUGAAAGAUUCGGGCUGCGAACCAACGAUCGUAACCUAUUCAGCUUUAAUACGAGGGUACAUGAACGUGGGAAAAGUUUCCGAGGCUCGGGAUGUGUUUCAUCUGAUGAAAAAGAAUGGACCAUAUCCUGAUUUCAAGGCAUACUCCAUGUUCAUCUCUUGUCUAUGUAGAAUUGGUAAUUCUGAAGAAGCACUUCAACUUUUAUCUGAAAUGUUGGACAUUGGGAUUGUUCCUAGUACUGUUAAUUAUAGAACUGUCUUCUAUGGACUCAAUAGAGAAGGAAAACAAGAUUUAGCAAAGACUGUAUUGCAUAUGAAGUUAGAUGUGAAAAGGAGAAGAAAGUUUCUAACUUGAUAUUUUUUGUUCAUAAUUGUAUUAUGAUCCAGCU
Molecule: messenger RNA, 3524 nt
Organism: Lycium barbarum (goji berry)
Lineage: Eukaryota; Viridiplantae; Streptophyta; Magnoliopsida; Solanales; Solanaceae
Product: putative pentatricopeptide repeat-containing protein At5g06400, mitochondrial
Exons: 2
Coding region: 62-3490 (1142 amino acids)
Molecular function (GO): protein binding
Source: RefSeq, a predicted model, not a curated record